UUAACGGGUUAAACUACUUCAUUUCACUAAAAGAGUAGAAUAAGAAAACUUAAAUAACAAAUAAUUUAAUCUAGCAUAAACAAAUAAACUACAAUUUGCAUUAGAUAAGUCCCCCUUUUAUAUUUUUAAUUUUUGCUGGACAACAAGUUUAAAAUAAUUAUACAUACAACAUUAUUUUCAAAAACAUCUUUUGCGUUUGUUAUACCUAUGUAAAAUUAUACCUACCUUAAUGUAGUUAAAAUAUUUUCUGUUCUCGCACAAAAUAACAACUGUAAUGUAGGCAUAUUGUGCUAAAAUAUCAAGCUUUGUUAAACAGAAAAAUUCAGUCAACUCAAAUAAAUAAAAAAAAAGAAAAGAAAAUAUCACUUGGAAUUGUCGGCUGAGGCAAAGACAACGUUUCUUACUUUUAUAUCCAAUUUGUGACAGAAUUUUGAGCCAGCCUGUAUAUUAAUUUGCUAAAAUAUAAAAAAAAAUAUAUACCUAAGAUAUAGCAAGUGAGUGAUAGUUUACGUACACUUUAUUGACCGAAAAAAAUAAUUGAAACUAACAUUAUAAUACAAAUAUAUUAUCGAAACAAAACAAUAUAAAAUGGUGAAAUCAAAAACGGAAACCAUCCAAGCAAUAAGUGACAAUGUGGCCGUCGGGGAAAAGACAAUUUUGCUCACGCUUUUCAAGACCAUAUUCCAUUUGUCGUUCGUGGUGCAUUUUCUGUGGGCCGGUGUGUAUGGCACGUGGACAAUGUUUACUUUGACAGAGGAACAGUUGAGGGAACCUAUGAUUGCCAUGAUGAAGAAUUACUCGCCUUGCUAUGUGACUAUCUGGAAUGCGUCAUUCCAAACCAUGUUCCUCGGGCUUGCUCUUCUCCACGAUAUGCUACGAUGGCUGGACAAGCAUGAAAGCAAGAUCGGCAGGAAGGUCAAAUACUUCCGUGACGUCAUCUUCAAUGGACUCGUCUUCCCAUUCACUUGUUUCGUCACCGGAAUGUUCUGGUGUGUCUACCUCAUCGAUCGCGAGCUGGUCUUUCCCCAAGUCUACGACCAGAUCGUUCCCUGGUGGCUGAACCACUGUGUCCACACCAACAUCUUUAUAGUGAUCGCGAUAGAGACGCUCCUGACCAGACGGAGACAGCCUACAGAUGUGAAGGUGGAGAGGUGUCUUUGGGUGUUUGUGUCAGUUUUCUACGCAGUUGUAUACUACUCCAUAUACUUCUUCGGCGGCUGCUGGCUUUACGGUGUCUUCGGCGUCAUGACCUGGUGGCAGGUCUGCAUCUACCAGGCUUGCAUCUGGGGCUCCACUUGGGUCUUCUACAACCUCAACUUUUUCGUCAACAGAAUGAUCCAUAAGGAAGCAGAUUCCUCACCAAAAACUUCCACCAACGGAGAUUUAGAGUCUAGGGAAACUACUUUCCAAAACACUAGUAAAGUUAGUGGAGUAGCGACUGUUUCGAAGAAUAAGGAUGUUGAACUGAAUGCUAAAGAUGGGAUGAAUGAGAAUGGAAAGACGAAUGCAGCGUAUUUAAACGAAAAUAAUGAUGAAAAUGGAAAGGAAUGGACAUCGAUAGGUAAAGAUGGUCAGUUAGAUAAAUCGGGUACUAAUUUUAAAAGGAAUCAAUCUAGUUUGUAAUGAUUAUCUGGGUUAUAAUGCUGAGGUUAUUUUGUACGAGAGCUAAAGUAACAUACAGAAGAACUCAAGGUUCGAGAACAUUGCAAACGGUACUCGGAUAUUUCACAGAGUGUCAAUGUUUUGAAUUUUGAAAACUAGUAUUAAGAGAACUAAGGAUGACUUUUGGAAACUGGGACGAGUAUGCAAUAUCUAAAAAGGUUAAUUUGUGUUUAUAUUGAUAGAUGGAGUAAGUUUUUCUGUUGUGAUAAUUGGGCUUUACUGUACCCUACAGACUUUACUUGUUGGGCCAUUUUUUUUUAAGUUGUUCACCCCACUUUUUUUUGGAUUUGGAAAAUUUUAUGUGGUUUCCACGCAGAAUCGCGAGCUCUUUCAAUCCUAAUAGGAGAAAACAAGUGCCC
Messenger RNA from Leguminivora glycinivorella, 2021 nucleotides. RefSeq names its product androgen-dependent TFPI-regulating protein-like. Gene Ontology annotation, cellular component: membrane; endomembrane system. The transcript is spliced from 5 exons. NCBI's taxonomy places the organism in Eukaryota, Metazoa, Arthropoda, Insecta, Lepidoptera, Tortricidae. The record is from RefSeq and is a predicted model, not a curated record. The coding region runs from base 589 to 1623 and encodes 344 amino acids.